UUUUAAAGAGGUGUUUGUGAUUUUAACAGUUUUUAGUGUUAUUUAAGUGUUUUAAUUAUUACAGUUUCCAAAAUUAAUGCAGAUAAAUAUAUAGCGAUUAACAAUCCGUGCCAAACAAAUUGAUGCGGAAGUACUAGUAUUUGUUUUUCUUAAAAUUAACCUAGCCGGCAAAAAAAUGGAUAUAGAGCCCCACAAUUUUUUUCAAAUUUUAAAAGAACAUGCAUCUGAUCCUUUUAAGGGUCCAUCGGAAUGUGAGAGACUUUUGUCGAUUUUGAAUUACAAUUUAACAGAAGAGCAAAUGAAUGCGUCGCUUUUAGAUUUGUAUUUAGUAAAUAUGUUUAGUGAAGAUCACGGCAUUUUUUCCUUUAUUCAAGAUGUUGGUACAGGCUGUAAUUUUAAUAAACAGAUUAUUAAGUGUUUGGAAAUUAUUUAUGCCUUGAUCAACAAUUUUCCUAGCAAAAUUGAAAAAUAUGUUUUAGGAAUUAAUAAAAGUUGUGUAAAAAUUCUUCUAUCUAAAGCAUCAGCUCAAGUUAAAGCCAAAGCUGCAGACGUGUUGCUUAUAGGUUUUGAAAAAAUUGAUAAAUGCUUAGAAAACCAAGAAGAAUAUUUAAAGAUGUUUAAUGCUUUAAGUAAUCUGCCUCAAGAUCAUGCAGAUAUAGUUAAAGAAAAAGAGUAUAUUCUAAAGGGCAUGUUUGCUAAGAGAUUUAGUUAUUUAGUACAUAAUCCAAGAAACUUAAAAUAUGCAUUUAUAAACAAGCUCGAUAGUGUAAUGUCGAAACAACCGUCACAGGGUCUACUAACAGGCUUAUUUGUCGGGCUUGAACAUUAUUGUGAAGGUUUUCCUAUUCAACCAGAAAAUCCCGAAGAUAAAAAAAUUAUAAAAAGUCUGUAUGAGUACAUAAGAUCGCUGUCAAGUCCAAAAUGUGACAGAAGAACUGCAAACAGGGCUGCUCUUCAUUUCUUUGGCAAACAUAUGGAUUUGUUUGUAAGUCUGGUCGUAAAAGAAUUCAAGUCAUGGCAUAAGAGACUGUACAAAGACUGGCUAAAUAUGGGCAAAGAAGAACAGAGAGUUGCGGAGUUUGUUUUAAAAAAAUUCUUUGACAGUUUGGCGCAACACAUAGUUUUUAUGGAUGAAACUGAGAGUUUGUCUAUAUUAAAGCAUUUUAUUGGCUGGGCUAAACAUCUGAUAAGGUUGCCAGAACCGUCUGGAAUAGAUAAAAGACUGACCACACAAGUUCUAAAGUAUUUUUGUGAACCUAUGUAUCAACUAUACGCUAGUGAAGAGGCCAGGCAGAUUUUUGUAAUGGUGAUGCAGAAUUUCGAAAAAAAUUACAUUUUUAACGAAAAUGUCAGUAGAGAAGAUUUAAAUAUAUUACCAGAUUACAUCCAAUGUCUGUCUAGUUUUGUAAGGUUUCAAACAUUCACAACAACUGAAUUUCACUGUCUAGAAAGAGCUGUCAUAAACAUGAUAAAAAGCUUUCAUGAGUUACAACCUUUGUAUCAUUUCGUUGUUAUAGAAUCUGUAGUGAAUAGUUUGUUUUACUUGAGAAAAACUAAAUUGUUUGACACUUUUCUGGAGAACAUUAUUUAUCAAGGAGUUAUAUGGUCUUGCUGUCAUCAUCAUGUAGCGGACUAUGAACUGUCAACAAGUACAGAAAAAGUAAUAACAGUAAAGAGUUAUUUCCCGUUUUGGCGUGGACUACUGAAGGUAUACUCCAGCUCACUCACAAUUGACCUGAACAUAAAAAGGCAUAUACAAAUCAAAAUUGUGAAUGAAUUGAUUAAAACCAUGAUGCUGUUGGUGAAUAAACUCAAUGUGAACAUGAAACUAAAGGAAGACACUAUUCAGACACAAAUAGAAAGUGCCUACAAUGUGGAACAGGAAAACGAUUUUGCCAUUUUCUUAAAUGUGACUGACUUGUAUCAAGAAAUUUUCGAUCAUACCGAUCCUCAGAUGUUUAAUAAGUGUAUUUUUAAAUUAAUUAAUCAUUUGGUGGGAAAGUGUUUACAGCAUUCGCUGAUCAGUGGAUUCUACAAGUUACUAGCUUUGAUGUUGAAGAUAGCUAACAACGUUGAUUUGUUAAAUAAUAUUGAAAAUCAAGAUGCGGAAAUAUGUAGAGAGACUCUUUCAAGGUUUAUAUCGGUGUUGUUGCAUAAAAUGAAACAAUUCAAGGAUGAUCUUCUGAUUUCCUGCUUGCAAGUGCUCUUGGAAUGUCCUGUCGUGGUUGUGGAACCCUUACUAUCCGAAUGUGUUGGUGUUUUUAUUACUGUGUUAGAGGUUGGUAGAAGUUACAUACUUUUAGCCAAUAUGGGUUUAAAUGCUUUGGAACGAUGGCAAAAAGUUAUGGACAAAGAUGAAUUCGAAGCAUUUUUAAUACAAAUUGUGCCUCAUUUAGAUAGCUUUUUAAGAAGCAAAUCUUUAGGUGGAUUAAGUCAGAUUGAAAAUAAAGAGAAAAAACGCAAAACAGCUCAGGCUUUACAAAAGCGUCGCGUUUUGUUGGAACUUGAACCAGAACUACUGAAGUUUCAAAGGAGAGUUCUCAAUUUUAUAGGAAGCCAGAAUAGCAAAAUUUGUCGAGCGUUUGUAUCACCGGAUAAUAACAUUGAAAGAAAAGUCACCAGUGAAAAAAUGCACUUAAAAGUGUCGUUGCCUUACCGGGAUCAGACUAUAGACAUUUAUUUGGAACCUUUUGUCAUGAGAGUACUUGAAUUGUCAUUGUACUGCAGCGAUAGAAAGACCAGGAUUAUGGCUUGCGAACUUUUGCAAAGUUUUAUAAUGGUGUUCUUAGGCAGAACCAAACCAAUGAACGAUGCGGCACUGUCAGACUUGGAGGAUCUCUGGAGAAGCUUGUGCAUGCCCUUAUUGCAACUGUCGUGCGAUGUGGACCAAGUUGUCAGUCAAAUAUUUGAACCUCUUUUCAUGCAACUCAUCCACUGGUAUACCUCGAAACAACAGAGGGAAACCAGACAUUCGGCUGUCAUAAUUGACGUAAUUAUGGAAGGGAUCACGCACCCAACCAAUAGUGCACUUCGCGAUUUUUCUGGGCGGUGCCUCAACGAAUUUAUUAGGUGGACCAUAAAGCAUACCAGCGAGAGAGAGAUGGAAAAUAAUCCGUUAUACGUCAAAAUUGUCGUUAAAAGAAUGGCUUUUUUCAGUACCCAUCCUGACUUGGUUAAGAAAUUAGGCGCCGCGAUCAUGUUCAACAACAUAUACAGAGAGAUCAGAGAGGAAAGAUCGCUGAUUUCAAUUUUUUCCAUUGAGUUGCUCUAUAUUUUCGUGUCCAGUUUGUCUCUGAUAGAGUCUGUCAGUGAAGAGGUCGAACCUGCUGUUUUUCAAAUUAAAAGCGCCAUUCUUCAUUUAAAACGAAUUUUUAUUCAAAAAUCCCGGAUUUUUUGUGGUACUUGUCCCGAUAUAAGAAGAGUUCCUUCUGACAUACAAAACGGUGAUUUAGUAGGUGUGUGUCAGUGGUUGUUCAAGAUGACAGCUAGCAAAAGUCAUUAUUGCCGUGAAAUUUCAAUGGAACUAUUUACGCAUUUCGUACCACUGUGCAGCACCGAUCAACACUCUGCUGAUUUUGUUCAGGAACACUUCCCAAACGCCGUAACACUAUAUGAACAACACUUGACAAAGUAUCCGACAUUGCAUAACAUAAAUGUCGGCGAAGAUAGCACAGUUCUUCUAAAAUGGUUGCAGGGAUAUUGGUGCUUACUAGACGGCUAUACUUUCCUUAUAAAAAAUUCUCUAUAUUCAGUUAGUUUAGAGGAUGACAAAAAUGUUUUCUUCAGCGCUACAAAAUUCUUUUUGAAUCAUAUUAUGAUUAAUUCAAUUGAUAAAGUAUUGGAAAUCGUUUAUAAGAAGCACGAGACAACACCCUAUUACACCAUCGAGAAUAAGCAACACUUUUUGUCUCUAAAAUACGCUUGUUCUUUGACAAUUUUAAAAUUAGCAAGAGCCAUAGCUGACGAUACCGACUUAACCAGCAAAAGCGAAAAUUUUUGGAUCAACAGUUUCUGGAAUUUGAUCUUAAACUUCCUUUUUAAUCCUCUCAAGUUGGGUUUUGAAGAUAACGGUAUAGGAUUGAAUUAUUCCGAGGAUUUGAAUAUUCUCUUGAAUAGUAUAUCUAGGAAAUUGGCUAACAAGAAAGUCAAAGACUUGGUUGAAGUUUUAAAGGAUUAUGUUAGCGAAAAUUUCAGUUCCGAGAUUGAUAUCAACAGAAAUAUUUCUCGGAUGCAAAGGGGUAUUGUAACAGGUUUAUUAAUGAUUAAAGAAAGUCAAAUCAAUAACUAUUUUAACAGCGAAGCUUUUUCCGAAGGUAUUGUUGACAAAUUAAUGAAAAACUUUUAUGACAGGAGGGAAAAUAAUGUGAUUUUCAUUGGAAAAUUAAGCGAUACCGCUCUGGAAUUUUGCUCACUAUUACUAGAUUUUGCUCUGAGCAACAACGGAGAGUUUAAAGCUUUCUUAAAACACAUAUUUCAAGGAUAUACAGUCAGUUAUACCGAUCUAGAAUCGGAGGCUGAAGAAGGACAAAUAUUUGGAAUAUAUCUCCUGCAGAAAUUUCAGGAUGUCGUUGUUAAAUACAUUUUUCAAAAUUUCGCUUUGUUUCUGGAGAAUUACGAAAACUUCGAAUACGUGGUUCGUAUAACGACGUUUUUGAUAUCCAGUUUAAAGAAAUCCAGAAUUGGUUAUGAAAGAGUGAUCAAUGAUGUCUUCAGCCUGAUUUUGGAUAAAUGGAUUUUUUUCCAGAUAUAUUUUGAAGAGAACAGCAUCGAUGCCGGACUGGAUUUUGUUAAAACUUUGUAUGAUGUUUUCGGAACAAAGCUCAAAGGGGAUAGUGACGUAAUAAAAUGGACUCUCAAUUUGGUUGGUAGAGAUCAAGAGGUACUUAGUCAAUUUAAUAAGCUAAGUUUAUACUUGAAUAUAUUUUAUAUUGUCGCCGAGGUGAAUGCAGAUGUUGAAAAAACAAGAAACCUUUUAGUACAGAUAUCAGCAGCCGCUGAAGAAUCCCAAUUCGAUAAUAGUCUCUUAGCCGAAAAAAUGAUGUCUGUACUUCCCCGCACAAGAAACGUCACCAUUUAUAAAUCCCUGAUCGAACUACACGGUACUCGCACCUCAGAUCUAACGACUCUACUUAAAACUUUCAUGUCCAACAACAGCGAAGACUCCCAGGAGACCAUACUACAAAGCACUCUCGAACUUGUGACAAACCAAACAGAUUUCGACAAGAAAAAACAACUUUUGGAGAACAUUUUCGUUCCAGUUUUACGGUAUUGUACCUACAAUGCGUUCAAAUCGUUCUUAAAAGACAAUAUCGUUAGGGUUUUGGACGAUCUGAAUGAUAAUAAGGACUAUGGUAAAGGAAUAGUAGGAUUUGCUUUAUUGGAGCUGUUCUUUUUGAAGAUAAAUAUGGAUAGCGAAGAGAGUAACGAAGAAGCUCUGGGAAUCACACAGCUUAUUAGAAAUCUCUUGAAAAUUGCUUUGGAAGCGUUUAAAAUUGUCGACGAAGCUGCUGAUCAAGAACAACUAAGACUCUACAAAUGCAGUGCUUACAAAGCUCUCACUUCAAUCGUCUCCAACUACAUGAAAAAGGGAGCUUUCUAUGAAAAGUUGUUUGUCAGGCAGGAGAAAGACCAUGACAUAUUAUGGUGUUCUGUCAUUAAUUGCGACAUAGAGUAUAAUUUUACCGUCGAUUUUGACAGUUAUCCGGAAAAAAGGAAGGUGUUAGUGAGUAUAAGGGACGAAUUGAGGCAGCAGAGCAAUAGAAGUAAUUCUUUAAAGUAUAUUGAAUCUCAAAGAUUGUUUAAUAGUUCUUUGAGUGAGGACAUAACUAAACACGAUUUUUCGACGUCGGUUUUACGGUCAAAUGCAAAUGACAGUUUAGAAGAUCCAAAUGCUUCAAACCAACUGAUUCAGGGUGAACUAUACCUAGAAUCUACCGAAAUUAACAACCACGAACUUAUGGGCACUGUUUGCGGAUUAAUCAAAAAUAUUUUUAACACCGGUGUGAAUCGUUUACCUGAAGACAAGGAAGAUUUUGUUGAAUUUCCGAAGUGGAUGGAAGGUAUAAGGAACUUACUUUUGCACCCGUCAACUCCCAAAAACGUCAAACUAUUCUGGAUAAAAGUGAUAGAUAACACACACUACAUAUUUAGACACUUUGCCAAAUAUUUUAUGGAACCUCUAAUGCAGUUUUUAGUAGAUAAGGUAGCAGGCGACGAAAUAAACUACUUUGUGUCAGAUGUGGUUAUUCUACUGGCCUAUUGGUCUUCAGAUGUUACUCUGAGUGACACAGAAUCUGAAUUAGCCACGAAAGUUUUAGAAUUUCUCGUGGAAAAACUAACAAACGAAAGACAAGACGCAUUUAAGUAUAAUUUAGAUCUGAUCAAGUUACUGGUGGAGAACUGGAAGGGUUCAUUUGAACUACCGUUCGAUGCUCUAUCGAAAAAGCUGGACUUUGACGAUAGAAGAGUUGAAGUUGGACUACAUUUAAUCUCUAUAUUUCUGGUCAACAAUUAUCUGCCGUUUAAGCUUUCGGAUUUGAAGAUAUUUUGGGGAAAACUUUUAAAUAUCUUAUCAAAAACGUUUGCUAGCACGUUCAAGCCUUGUGCUGAAGUUUUAGGAUUAAUACUAAAGUAUCUAGAUGCUCACGGCGAAGACGUGACGUCUUUGUGCACUAGGCUUAGUAAAAGAAUAUUUGCCUAUGAAGAUAACAACAAAUACGUUGGAUGUCUUGAAUGCAUAGCUAUCCAUUAUCCCAAUGUGGUGAACGUUGAUCACUUGAUCAAAAUGUUCAACCAAAUAUCACACUCCAAUCCGCAGCUUCAAGCGGGAUUUCUUCGAGUGAUUCACAAAAGAGCCGAUCAGCUCGGUGAAUAUUCCGAUUUCAAAUCGGAAGAUUGGCCGAGAUAUUUGGAAAGUCAAAAUCCCGAAGUGCUCCUGUUGAGUUUGGAGAUUUUGUUGAAAACCUUUCAUUUGCUGAAAGGGGAAAUUAAGAUUUUGAAAAAGAUUAUGAAGUGUGUUAGUAAGAAUCUACUGAAUCCCGACGUUAUACCGCGGGUUAGAAUGUACGAUAUUAUGAUCGCGGUUUACAGCAAUGUGGACGAUGAAGACAUAAACGAAUUAUGCAGAGAGACUCUUUUGCAAGGUUUGUCCGACCCUGAUAUUCAAGUUAGGGAAAAAAUAAGGACUUACUGGUGUGAACAGUUCUCUGAUUCAAACAAAAUUACUGAGAAGUUUCUUCAGUUGGUAUCGAAGUUUUAUAUACCCAAAGCGGAAGAAUAUUUUCUAGGUAAUGUUAGUUACCUCUUAUUGAACUCUCUCAAUGAAGAAGGCUACGAGAGCGAGCUUUUCGACAAUCCUUUGCAAGAUUGCGAUUUUGAAGAAUACAAGUUACAAACCAACUGGAGGUUGCAACACAAAUCAGUCGUACCUUUGUUCGCGCAGACUUUGAAAAGUUACUCAGAAGAUGCAAACGAGCCAACAGCUUCCAACUUUGGUCAGCUUAGAGCCACUCAAGCUGACCUAAGUUUUGCUCCGACACAACAAGUAGUUUGGGAUAAUUAUAUCUCUAAUGUUACUAGUUUGACUAGUAGUCUUGGUGAAAAUAAUGAUCGGGCGUUCUUAAAUCCAAACGCCGUUAAGCUCUCUGAUAAAUACAAGUUACCCAAACGAAGAUUUAUCAGAGAUAAGUCUAAGAUAUCAACCGAUUUUGCUAACAGAGCUGUCAAAGAGCAGAUCCGAAAGACUAUAAAAAGAACGGAAUCUGUCAAAGAACGUGAAAGCAGGGUGACCAUUUAUAGAAGUUAUAGAAAAGGAGAUUUGCCUGAUAUACAAAUUACUUUGGGCUCCAUGAUUAAACCAUUGCAGAUGCUAAUUCUACAUGAUGGAGAACUUUCAAAACAAUUUUUCUUGGUUAUGUUUAAAGUUUUAAUGGAAAAAGUUGAAGGAAACAACCGAGAUUUCGUUGACACUUUAUUCAACAAGAUCAAAUACAUUUUCGAUAAUUCCACCCAGCUCAACGCUAAUCUCUUCGCGACUCUCUUGGACAUAUCCUUGAUGAGCAAAGAUAAAUUUAGACUCGAUCCUAAUUCCAUUUCCACCGUAUGUCAGCAAAGCGGAUUAAUAUCCAUGGGAACCCUGCUCUUGGAAGAGUACCUCAUGGAUUUGGAUGACUGCCCUUCCACAUCGAAGAGAGGAGUUAUGGUGCAAGAUCCAGAAACUGUGCACUGGAUUAAACUGGCUGAAUUGUACAAAGAACUACAAGAAUGGGAUUUGAUUAAAACUAUAUUUAUAGAAAAAACUAAUUGUAAAGAAGAAGUUCAGAAGGCUUUGCUGUUGGAAUCGGAGAAAAAAUGGCGGAACGCUCAGGAAAGUUAUUCAAAAUUAUUACAGACCGAUCCUUCCCCAGAUAGACAAGAUUUCUAUUUCGAGUCUUGCUUUAAAUGUCUAGCUCAUUUAGGAGAAUGGGACAAGUUCUCGAGAGAAAUCCAAUCAGUGAUUCCUGAAGGAAACCAGGAUACGUGGGACGUAUUGUGGGGUAGAGAUUGGUACCAGCAAAAGGUACUUCCCUGGUACAUAACCUCACAAAUUAAAACCGCACUAUAUACUGAAACAUCUUCCACAGAAUUUCUUACCAACAUUAAUAAAUCACUCGCGAAUCCUGAACAAUCCGACUAUUUGAAAUCGAAAUUUGCCGAGGAACUUUGUAUUCUGUGGAUUAAACAGAAAGAUACAGAUCAAGCUAUUCAGUAUCAGAAGAGCGGCCUGAAUAAUUUUCUAAACGAUUGGCAACUGCUCAAUCCAAUGUUUGGCACAUUAAGGUACAACAAAAUAUUAGAUUUGCGAUCCUUGGUAGAAAUUGGCCGAUUCUUAGACGUCGAGUCGAAACUUGCUGACGAAAAUGGCGAAGAGAACUUAAACAGUCUAAUAAACUACUGGAGAUCGACGCAAGGAGAAUAUCUCCCAUCCAUAAUUCUGAGCGAGGCGAAAUUGUUAUAUCGCAGAUUGUUUAUCGAAUUUCUAUCGAACAGUGUUGCUAGACUUCAGAGUGAGGAAGCAGAGCAAAGUCUGAAAGAAACGAAAAUCUUCUUAGACGUGGCCUUUAUGAAUGUGGCUAUUGAAGAGGAGAACUAUUAUAUGACAAGGAAAUACGCCAGGUUAUACACCCCAGACGAUAGCCCCGAUCUGAAAAUGAUCUACGGUAACUUAUUUUAUUUGUACACAAAUCUAAUAAGAAACAACCCUAAUUUAAAAGUAGAAAAACUACUGGAAGCUUUAAAACUAUUUAAAUGUAUUCAGACAGACGAGAAUUCGGAACGCACAGUGGCCUCAACGGUCAAAUUCUUCGAUAUCAGUCAAAAACUAUCUGAAACGUUAAGAGAAAGUCCUGAUAUUUAUCCCGAAGUUAAAGACAGCUUAUCUGAAGUAUUCGUUAGACAAGAUUUGUCUCCUUUAGAAACCGCUUUGGACCAGUUAAAGACGCUUACCUUGGAUGAAAAACGCAAAUGGAAUAAUACUGAGUUAGAACAAGUGAGAAAAGCUUUGGUGAAACUCGCGUAUUUUGUCCAAAACAAAGACGAUCAGGAGUAUGAUUUCGCUCUGUACGUUUUGAGGGCUAUGAGGUUAGGUUCAAAGGAAGCUCGUCAGCUUUUCCCUUGUAUUCUAUUAAAAGAUUCCCUAGCUGAUAAUCUAUCUGAUGUUUUUAUCAAAGAGACCAAACAAAUACCUACUUGGAUGUUUUUGGGAUGGAUUCCUCAACUUCUAGCUAACGUCGAUUCUGAUAAAGUCACGGCUAUCUCGGAUCUAGUUCUGAGAAUAGCAGAGACUUACCCUCAAGCCAUAAUGUAUUCUUAUCGACUUAGCAAAGAAAAUUAUACGAAUACAGAUAAUCUGUUAAAAAAACAAGUCACGCAGCUUAUCAACCGGUUAAACGAUGUCUUGUUAAAUAACCCGGUUAUUGACAAGUUUUUGACAGCUUUGUCCAAAGUAAGUGUUCCUUUUUUGGUGUAUAAUUAUUAUUUAAAAAAGAUGAAGUUAUGUACGAAUAUAGAGAGCAUCAUUAAUAUUAGAGACGACUUAUUAAAAUAUAAACUUUCGUCUGAAGCCAAUUCUAAAGACUCUGAUUAUAUGCAAGGAAGUAUGUAUAAGAAAAAUGCCAAAGUAUUUAUAGACGCUCUUCAGAAAAUUAAUGAGAGACAAACUCUUAAGCAAGCUAAAGAAAUAUUGCAAAAAAUAUCAUUCGACGGUCAAGGAAAAGUGUCAUUACUCUUGAAGGACUAUUGUCCGUGGUUGGCGAAUUUCUCGGCAGCCCGAAUGAAUCUCGAACUGGAAAUUCCAGGACAGUACACUGGUGACAAGAUGCCAUUAGUACAACAUCACAUAAAAAUAGCCGGUUUUCGCGAGACAGUAGCAGUAAUGAGCUCGAAAACCAAACCUAUUAAGAUUACGAUGCUGGGGAUGAACAGCAAAGAGUACCCGUUUUUAGUAAAAGCUGGCGAAGAUAUCAGACAAGAUCAGCGAAUAGAACAGUUAUUUGUCUUAAUGAACAAUAUUUUUGCUACCGCAAAUAAGACUCAUCAGCUAUUAACAUACCAAGUAAUACCAUUGACCUCAAGUUUGGGCAUAAUCCAGUGGGUGGAGAACAUAAUUUCUAUAGAGGGUUUCAUAAAAAAAUCGCUGAACAAUAAAAAACGGACGGAUAGUUGGAAGACUAGCGCCAAUUCCUAUGUGCAUUUUUUUGAGAGGAAACCAAGCGACAUUGACGUGUAUGGUGCCACGGCCUUAAAACGUACCAAAGACGACGUAGUUAAGUUUUACCAACGAAUGGUUAAUCAGAUUCCCUUGGAUAUUUUAAGAUCUUCGAUAUGGUCGUUGUGUUUGACCAGCGAGAACUACAUAGCUUUUCGCAACAAUUUCAUCAAAAGUUACGCGGUUAUGAGCGCUUGCAACUGGAUACUGGGCAUCGGAGAUCGGCAUUUAGAGAACGUCCACAUCAACAUGAAGAACGGUAUGGUACUGGGAAUAGACUUUGGCCUCGCCUUCGGUACCGCUACCCAAAUUCUACCUGCGCCGGAACUGGUACCCUUCAGGUAGGUUUUUCGGGGAAUAAUUAACAUGGGUUUAAAACGGAUUGGCCCAUAAA
Messenger RNA from Sitophilus oryzae (rice weevil), 11138 nucleotides. Its product is annotated as DNA-dependent protein kinase catalytic subunit-like. Gene Ontology annotation, biological process: intrinsic apoptotic signaling pathway in response to DNA damage; double-strand break repair via nonhomologous end joining; telomere maintenance. Gene Ontology annotation, cellular component: nucleus. The transcript has 46 exons. NCBI's taxonomy places the organism in Eukaryota, Metazoa, Arthropoda, Insecta, Coleoptera, Curculionidae. The record is from RefSeq and is a predicted model, not a curated record. Gene Ontology annotation, molecular function: protein serine/threonine kinase activity. Bases 176 to 11089 code for a protein of 3637 amino acids.